Messenger RNA from Umbelopsis ramanniana AG, 2924 nucleotides. RefSeq lists its product as uncharacterized. The transcript is spliced from 7 exons. Gene Ontology annotation, molecular function: RNA binding. Gene Ontology annotation, cellular component: ribonucleoprotein complex. The coding region runs from base 148 to 2613 and encodes 821 amino acids. Lineage: Eukaryota; Fungi; Mucoromycota; Umbelopsidomycetes; Umbelopsidales; Umbelopsidaceae. The record is from RefSeq and is a predicted model, not a curated record.
CUCUUACUACUGUUAGUGUAGCAUUUUACAGGCUUGGAAACCCAUUAUUGCGUCGACCUUGGAGUCAAUUUUUAAAACUUCGUGUCAGGUAAGCGUGCCUCACUUCGUUUAUACGCCGUAUAUAAAACUGCGGAUAUCAGAUAGGAUAUGGUAUACGACGUGAUACGGGGGGAAUAUAUCCAGAGAGGGAUGUGGACAUGUGGUGGGAUAGUUUUUAUCAGACCUAUAUCAGCAGCAAUUCAUGGGAGGUCAAUUUACUUGGGCUGUUUCCAACGUAAAGCAGGAGGCAGGCGAAAAGCGCGACCCCUCGUUUCAACAAAACCCUUCUCAUCGGCCCUUCGCCCAUUUGCAGAUCCUCUCAGGAAAAUCAUGACAGAUUUGUUCAUUAUCAAACCUGUUGUCAGACUUCCACAAAGCCGUGAUAGUGUUUCCUUUCGAGACGAUAAAAAGGACGAUCAGCGAUCAUACCAUGGCGAUCGGCAAACUAGUGAAUCGAUGAAACCUGGCCAAUAUUCAACAACCUCUUUAGCGUCAGAUAAGACUUUGUAUAUCAGAGAUCUGUCACGCCGUGUAAGCUCACAGGAUGUUUUGGAUGUCUUGAAGAGCUGCGAUCCACAAAGUAUUCAACUAGAUCAGGCUGGAACUUUUAUUGCUGGAUAUGUCCGCUUUGCUAAAGACGAAGAUGCUGAAAAAGCACAUGCACUAUAUAAUGGAACAACCUUUGACGAUGGCUCACGUUUACACCUAUAUUUCACUGAUGACGACCAAGAGCCUGAACCAUCAGCCAUCGUACUUCAAGUCAAGAAUUUAGCGUCUGACGUGACAAGCAAUGACAUUUAUUGCCUAUUCCGCACAUUUGGUCCUUUAGGUUAUUGCACCGUCGUUUCGGAUGAGCCAAACGUAGACAUCCGGGAUUCAGCUUUAGUUCAAUUUUACGAACAAGAAGAUGCUGAUGUUGCUGCGUCAGAACUGCAUGGUAAAGAACACCACGGGAAGGCAUUGGCGAUACAUGCUAUGGUGCCAACUACGUUGCAAGCACCGGACCCAAUGAAUGACGACCUAAACAGUGGUGGUGUCUCGAAGGACUCUAUUAGUGCAUCAUCGGUGUACCCAUAUGCACCAAUGGAUCGCCAGAUAUCUCAUCCAAUAGUGGGACAGGAUGCAUUUUGCGAGGUUCCAACUAUCAACAUCGACUUUACGAACCUGUACAUCAAAAACCUGGACUUGAACAUCAAGAGCUCCGACUUAUUCAAUUUGUUUCGCAAAUUUGGUCGAAUAAUAUCUGCCCGGGUCAUGAAUAACGCCCAAACCGGCAUCUCCAAAGGGUUUGGAUUUGUUAGUUUCAGCAAAUCAGAGGAAGCAUUUAUGGCACUACAGGAAAUGAAUGGGAAGUUAGUGCUUUCCAAGCACAUUAUUGUCGCAUACCAUGAGCCCAAAAAACCACGUUCGGAGCGACCAACCAUCGUCCAUCCACCCACCACAAAUAUGAUUGGUGUUCCACCUACACUACCUCAUAAACUAAACCAAUACCCUAGUGCAAUGCCUAGUCCUAAUGUAUACGACCCCACAAUGCCCUACUCUAAUAAUGAUAUGUCAAGAGCGUACAUGCAACCAUAUGCUCCUCCUCCUCCACCACCACCAGGAGCUAUCUCACCAGCGCCGAUUGUCUUUAGGCAAGAAGACCAAAUACCGAUGCAGUUUCCCUCUCAACCAGGACAUAUGAUGAUGGGUUAUCAUCCCGCCAAUGGCUCAUACCCACCCAGUUACCCAUUCAAUGAUGACUAUGUUACAGGAAGUGUCAACCGAAUUGUCAAAAAGUAUUCCAACAACGCACUAAGGCAACAUCAGCCAAGUGAGGGUAGCAGUGAUACCAUGUCACUUCAAACAAUUGGUGCAGCGCUCCCCCCAUUGUCGGCCGCCCCACCACCGGCUUUAGCGACAGGUGACGGGCCGUCCCUGUCAUCACUUGCGUCCGGUGCAUCUGUGCAACUCCCCCCAAAAAUACCACUACCCAAACAAAAGACACUCCGACGUAAUUCUUUAGAAUCGGUGUCCUCUGUGAUGACAGAAUCAAGCUCUAAUGUACAGAAAGUACGGAUGGCGGAUGCAGUACGACGUGCAGGAGAAACAACUAACACAGAGGAUAUAGUGGAUAUGCUCUUGACACUGAAGCGAAAGGAAAGGUCGCUAUGCCUUUUUAACCCCGAUUUCCUCAAAGAGAAAAUCAAGCUAGCAAAAGAGGCUUUGGAAUUAUUUGUAGAUGAAUCAUCAAACAAUGAAAAGUCAUACCAGCCAGCUACAUCUCCACUUCCUACCGGACUGUCAAGGGAUCUUUCCCUUGAAAAAAAUAGCCACAACAACGACCAAUUCGAACGAUACUCCAACGAUCAAUAUCGAAGUGGUGGCUAUAACAUGCAUCUCCAUAAACCCCGAUCACAACAAAGCAGCACUUCUCCAAAGAGCACAGGUAACACCUCCAACGAGACUACUCGGUCCGAGAUAGAUAACUUUCUAGCUUCACUGCAAGGCUACUCUUUGUUUGAGAAAAAGCAGAAGCUUGGAGAUAGACUUUUCCCACUUGUCAAGGUAAAGCAAAUUUCACAAAAAGAAUGACAGGAAAAAUGAAUAGUGUAUCAUCGGCCGUCAUUCAAAAUCUCACGCGGCUAAUUUUGAAUAGGCAACUGGCACAAAGCAAGCACCAAAGAUAACAAUUCGACUGCUAGACACAAUCGAGCUGUAUGAACUGGCUCAUCUCAUGCAUGACAAGACGAAGCUCAAGACCAAAGUUGAUGAAGCCUUCGUAGUGAUUCAGCAGUAGACCGAAUCCUACUGAAGGGCUUUAUAAAAAAAAAGUUGGUGGACCAAAGGCUGUCACGAAUCGUCGUAUGCCAACGGAAGUAGUGGUACUCGAUCUAUUUGGUAUA